UUUAAGGAUUAAAACAAUAAAUAAGAAAAUAUUUAUGAAUCAUAAAAAUAAAGAUGAUGUGUGAUUGUAAGGAUCAAAAUGCAAAUAAAAAUAUGAAAUUUUAAAUUUGAAGUUUUGAGUAGUGAAACUUCAAAUAUAAAGUUUCACUCUUCAAAACUUUGAAGUUUCGAAGUUCCUUUUCUAAAAACAAAAGAUUUUAUAUUUAAAAUUAUAAAGUGUAUUUUGGAGAUGAUUUAAUGAACCUUUUAAAGUCUCAGUAAGUCAAUACAUCUUCUUCAUUUAAGUCCUCUCUCUCUCUCUCCCCGUUCUAUACGAAACAAUGAAAAAGCUCUACCGGAAAGGAACCGUGCACCCGUCGCCGCCGCAGAUAAAAUCAGACGACCAGCUUCUCCAUCUCCUUCCUGUUGCCAUCUUAUCACUAGCAGUGGUUCUUUCUCCGGAAGACCGUGAAGUCCUGGCUUACCUCAUAUCAACCUUCUCUUACUCCAGCGACCGAAACUCUACCUCUCGCCUGAACAAGACCAAACCACACAAACAAUCCCACUUCGACAACCACUCGCCUCUCUUCCACUGCGACUGUUUCAGCUGUUACACUAGCUACUGGGUCAGAUGGGACUCGUCACCAAGUCGCCAACUGAUUCAUGAAAUCAUCGACGCUUUCGAAGACAGCUUGGAGAAGAAGAAACAAAGGAAGAAUAAAAAGAACAUAAAUGGGAAGAAAGAUCGUAGAAAGCGUUCAGUGAAGUCUCCAGCUCUCGUUAGUUCUAGCUUUGGUACGAAUGAUAUUCCGAGUCAACUCAGUGAGUCCUCUGGGAGUUCGUGUCCUUGUAAGUGUACGAGUUCGAGCGAGUUGGUUGACGGUACUGGUAGUUGCAACGGUUGUUUGGUGUCAAAGGAGGAGUUCAGGGCCGGAGACGUUGGUGAAGAAGCUGCGGAGGAGGAGGAGAAAGGGACGGUGAGUAGAUUUCUGAAUUUCAUUGGUGAGAAAGUUUUUGGUGUUUGGAGAUAAGAAAACUUUGUCCCAAGCCAAAAUAUCACAAGUACCUCCUUGCUCCGGAUCAUGGUAAGCAAGUGAAAAAUUACAAGAAAUAAAAAUCUAGAAAUGUUUUUUUUAUUCACUUGAAUCUAUCGAGGGCAACAUGUUUGAUUGUUGGAAAGUUUUCAUGUGUAAGCAGCAUUAACUGUAGUAUAAUGCGACAAAUAUAUCAUUGUAUUAUAACAUCUUAAUUAUAUAAAAAAGUUGGUAUAAUUGCACGUAUUUAAUACGUUAUUUUGUGUACCAAGUGUGGCCACCGAUAUAAAAUGCUUUAACUGAGUAUAAAUUAUUGUUUUCUUACCGCCAAAAUAAAAUUAUGGAAUAUAUUAUUGAGCAGAAUACAGAGUAGAAUUGUUAGUUCCUAGGUACUAGUUAGAAAUAUGUAAUUGAUUAUGUAUAGUGAUAGAGGCUUUUUUUCUAGAAUACUAGUUAGACAUAUGUUAUUUAUUUUGGGUCCAACGAUAUCUUCAGUGCCGCCCACCACCACAGCCAUUUUUAUGCUUCCCAUGCAUUGUUGUUGUCACAUUAUUUGUCUGCAUAUUCUUCCCCUUUGCGGUUCACUCAAUGAUCCCUUUCAUCAAAGCGUACAGUCUCAAAUUUAAAGUAGAAACACUAAACUUUAGGUUCGUAAGCUGGUAAAGGAAUAUAAAAGCAACAAUCAUUUCACAACUUUAUUCAAAACAACCAAUAUCAUUGAGUUGGGUUAUACUUCUCACUUCUCCGUUACCAGAUCGUAUACUUCUUCUAGUACAGUCCAACUAACGUUAGACCCAGAUUACACUAUUUGAGGUAGAUUGGUACUCCUUCCGAAAUACUUGAAACUUUAGGCUAAUGCACAAUUAUUAAAAAAAUUAUUUUAAUUUUUUAAAACAUGAUUAAAAUAUAAAUUUAUAACUAUUUAACCAAAUACAAUAUAUACUAUAAAAUAUUAUUACUUGCACAUUUUUUAGUAAAUUAAAAAUUCACAUUAAAAUAUGAAAACAUCUUCUAUUUUGAAAUAUCAAAAACUUUUUAAAACACCAUUUAUCUUGAAACGGAGGAGUAUGUUUUGUCAAAUUUUUAUUAAUUUAUGUAUAUAAAAAAUGGAAUAUACAAGAAAAAAAUAACUGUCUUACAACUUUUAGUAGACAUAUAUACGAAUCCUAAGUUAAUUUUCUCCGCACUACAAAUAUCUUAUGUAUGUCAAACAUGUCGUCUCUUACUCAGCUUCACUCUGACCGGUAUUCCAGUUGGUUAUAUUGUCAUUCACUAAUAUACAGUAUAUUCCAGUUUUCAAUUAAACAUCUAUAUUUGUUUAGGUAAUCACGGUUCUGAUUUGCUAAUCUAUCUAGCGUUUUUAUUUGUUUUGGGUUUCUUGCAACUUGGUGUUGGAGAAACCCCUUUCACUUAUGUUUUUAUCUACCGUGCCAUUUUUGUUUUCCUCGUUUGUAUAUUGUAAUAAUACAGUUCCUAAUAAGUAAAUAAAUAAACUUGUGUUGUGAGCCAUGCAAGUUGCAAGACUUUAAAACGUGCAAUGAAGAUGUUUAUCAUCCGCAGCAUUUACACACCCAUUACACAUCUCCAAAAGAAAAUUUCAGUAUACAAGCUUAAAGCUCCCUAAAGUAAUAAAAAGUGAUCUAUUCGCCAUUCUUGUCUCUUCGGUUAUAGUUUGUUUGUAACUACGAUAAAAUAAACAAUUCAACUUUCUUUUCAGACAGAACGAGAGAACUAAAUCCUAGAAAUGCGGAUAUUUGUUCAUUGGUUUACAAAUAAACAGGGCAGUGGAGACAGAAUGGCGCUGGUCUCGGUGUAACACUUUUUACUUUCACAUUUUCCCCCUCAGAAAAAUACUUUUGUUUCAACUAAUAAAAAUAUAAUUAUAUUAUUUUUUCUGUUACAGAAUUUUUGUUGAUCAGUGAAAAAAAAUUAAGAACUACACUACACUAACUAGUCGAUUCUUGAGGAAAAUAAACAGGAUGUCAUACAGAGUGACACCCCAGAAAUUCUCAAAAAGCAAACUUAUUCUUUUGGGCCUUUGGGUCAAAAUAUAUAGACCAACUAAUAUUAAGCCUCUAUCAAACCUGGUAGGUGCGUUUCUGCUACUUGCACUCAUUGGAUAAGCUGAAACCAUGUUGAUGGUGUUUUGAUUGAAUUGGUUUUCCUAAUCAUGUGCGAGUUUUGUUUGUUUUUAUUUUGUGGAGUUUACUGAUGAAAUGAUCAACGUUUCUGAUCUAUAAUAUUGCAACUUUUAAUAUUCAUUUUAAGUCUUUUUUUUUCAAUAUUCAUAUGUUAUGAAGUCUUUUUUCAAUAUUCAUAUGUUAUAAACACCCCCACACUUAACCAAACCAGAUUCAUCAGUGAUCACUAGUCACUUAGUUCUUGAUUUUACUUGCAUUAGAUUCAUCACUUAUUGACAUUACCCACACACAUAUCAAACCCAUUUUGUUAUUCAUAUCUUUCUUGCCUUCAUAGAAAACCCCACUUCCAAUUAGAAUGUCUCCACGGUGGCCACCGGAUUCACAUCCGUGGUUACAGCAGCAUUCUUCAUGGCCUCAAACCGUGGCUCCUUGGGCUGAAACUUGACUCCAGAGUAGAGUUUCAU
Messenger RNA from Brassica rapa (field mustard), 3617 nucleotides. RefSeq lists its product as uncharacterized. The record is from RefSeq and is a predicted model, not a curated record. Lineage: Eukaryota; Viridiplantae; Streptophyta; Magnoliopsida; Brassicales; Brassicaceae.